AUGGCGGACUUUCUCGCAGUGGCGGGCCUUGUCUACCCUAUUGCUAAAGACCUCGUCAAGUUUGCGAAGAAGUUAAAAAGGCUGUAUAAGCAAAUCCGAAACGCGAAAAACGAUCUAUUCAAAGUGAUAAAUAGAACGAUAACAGUGGCCCGAAAGUACGAAUUCUUCAGGGACACCAUGAAAGUUGCGAGGGGAAUUCAAGAGCUAGCGCCCACUUUCAAACGACAUCAAGAGCUUAUAGGAAGUAUUGACGAGGAAUCGACACGAACCAUUAGAAGGUUGAAACAAAUUACCGGCAAGUUCCGCACUCUCAUAGAUGGUGAGCCUGUCAGUACGGUCGAAAGAUGGAUCGCACAGUUUGAAUGGUCUCAAGAGAGCAAGAAAACUGUUCCCUCUCUUUUUCAGGAUAUGGAGGUACUAGAGGGUUCUAUGACAACAAUUGGAACCCUGAUGCAUAUUCAGUUGAUUUCCCAAACCCACCAAAGGAAUGGAUCGGAUGUAGUCGGCGCACAAAUUGAAUCUUUCAAGAAAAUGCUGAGUAUCGAAUUCGACAAGCUUGAGCAAGCUCAACGGGCACAAAGGAAGCUCAUGAUACACCAACAAAGUUCGUCGAGUGAACAUCUCGAGGCCAAGAAGUUUGCCGAAGAGAUAAUGCAGAUUUUGAAAGAGGAGGUUCCUCCUCUACUGCAAAACCACCAGCCUGCUGAGAGCCAGUCCAUGUCUGAUUCGCGGUCACCGCCAACCUCGAUAUCAAGCGAGCCCUCGCCCAUUACAACCCCCUCAUCCUCUCCCCCUAGCAGCCCUGGGAGCCAGAUGUCUGUCAUCAAGCUGCAGCAGAACGAGGAUGUCUCAUCACACAGGAGGCGUAUUUCGCGGAAAAGAAGAACCCAGUCAGCCCCUUCACGAAUCCCUUCGAGACCGUCGCCCACUUCUCUGUCUCUAAGUGACGCAGAAUCCGACAACCAUGAUAGGAAAGGCGCUGAGCCGGAAAUGCACGAUCAAAACGCAGGUCAUGGCCAGGCAGGGGCGUAUAUGCAGCUGCCACCUUUCGGACCACCAAAACUGGUUUCUCGCACGUCCACUACUCGAAGACGGCGGAACAACAGCAGAAUAUCUGAAUAUGGCGAUGGAGGUGAGGUUACUGAUACUCAUAGAACGGGCAGUAUUGGUCUGCCAUCAGGGAGGUGGAAAGGGAAAUCGAGGCCGGAUCAGUAGAUAAACGUCGAGCCAUGAGAUGGGAAUAAGCUUCUGCGUCUGUCAAAGUAAAUGUCCCCCUAAGAUCAAUCAUUGCAAAUGAAAAAAAACAUACAAC
This is a messenger RNA of Penicillium brasilianum, 1312 nucleotides long. The record is from the annotation of a GenBank genome assembly. Lineage: Eukaryota; Fungi; Ascomycota; Eurotiomycetes; Eurotiales; Aspergillaceae.